Panicum virgatum (switchgrass) is the source of this 1237-nucleotide messenger RNA. RefSeq lists its product as uncharacterized. The transcript has 7 exons. The record is from RefSeq and is a predicted model, not a curated record. Gene Ontology annotation, molecular function: snoRNA binding. Bases 30 to 1007 code for a protein of 325 amino acids. Gene Ontology annotation, cellular component: box C/D methylation guide snoRNP complex; small-subunit processome. Lineage: Eukaryota; Viridiplantae; Streptophyta; Magnoliopsida; Poales; Poaceae.
GGGUCUAAUAGAUUCUGUAGUAGUGCAGGAUGCACUGCCGCCGGAAAUCGUCCUCCGCCCUCCACCCCCAGGACGCGCCUCCACCGGGUGGAUCCGGCCGGCCGCCCGUCGCACAGAAGCGGUUCCAAACAGGUCUUUCUCCGGCGAGGCCACGAGCUCUGAUUCGAGAUGGUUUCAUAAGUUCUGUGAAGGAGCUCCGCUUCCUUUUAGCUGCAAUAGAACGUGUGUGGGCAAACUUCGUUCAUUAUGACAGGGCAAAGGAGAUUGUUUGGCUUUUGGAAUUCCAAACUUUCGAUGACAAGUCCAGUGCCAUUAGUGUUGGGACCGGCAUUAACAAACAGCUUACCGAGAUGAUUAUGAAGCGGCGCAACCCUGGGCAGACAUUGGUUGUCGGAAAGCAGGAAUACAAAUCAAUCAUUGAAUCAAGCUUGGGAAUACAUUGCCUGCACAAUGAAAUUGUGAAGGAUGUAAUGUGGGGCAUGCAGCGUCACAUGCACAGGUUGGUGCCCAUGGAAAAAUCAGAGCUGCCUAAAGAGGAUCGUGUCCCUAUGAGUCAAGGACUGCAGAUGCUCCUGAGUCGUCAUGGCUUUCAUGUCAAACCAAAGAUGAUAAAUGAGGAGAUUGUUGUAGCUGCAUUGAGCUUGUUUAAAUAUGAUGUUGCUAAGAAGGAAGAAUAUCCGCCCUUGCGCCGUAUUGGUGGUUUCCUUAAGGAUGUCUCCGGCAUUGACUGUAAGAAUUGGCGUGCUCUGAAAAUUGCGACUGCUUUUAAGAUCAUAUGCACCCAUGAAAUUGGCGACUCAGAUGAGACGUUGUCGAAAGAUCUGCAAAUAAAGUUGCUGGAAGAUGCAGAUCGUUACCAAGAUUUAAUAGAUGGGCCAGCUUGCAUAGUAACCUACAGAAGACUGAUGUAUGCCCAUCGAGACAUCACUCAAAGCAAAGGUAUAUUUGCCUCAUUGGUUAAGAAAGCUAAAGCGAGUGAAAGCGUACUCGAGGAGCAUGGGAACUAAGACUAAAUAAACCCAUGUUCAGGAUGUGGCUGAGCCUCUUGUAGCAACUAAACAAUUUGGUUGGCAGCCCGCAGUUUUUGUACGCAUGUGGUGAACUUGCCAUCUUUGUUGGCUUGUAACAUCUGCGUGCACUAGUUUUUUUUUUUUUUUGAGAAACGUGCACUAGUUAGCAUCGUUUGGAUCUAAGGGAACAAAAUGACGUGUUUAUUUAUGACUGACGUUUGGGAUCA